This is a messenger RNA of Physella acuta, 1538 nucleotides long. Its product is annotated as coronin-6. Gene Ontology annotation, biological process: actin filament organization. The record is from RefSeq and is a predicted model, not a curated record. NCBI's taxonomy places the organism in Eukaryota, Metazoa, Mollusca, Gastropoda, Physidae. Gene Ontology annotation, molecular function: actin filament binding.
AUGAUUCACCGGUAUGCCCUCGCCAUGGACCUGUGUGCCCAUCAAAGAAGAGUUACAUUGCUUGUCUGGCAUCCCACAGCUAUGAAUGUAUUACUUAGCACUGGUUCGGACAACUUUGUGAUUUUGUGGAAUGUUGGGACUGGUGAGGCCAUGCUUCAAGUUGAUUUGCCAGAUCAGAUUUAUUCUGCCUCUUUCAACUCAGACGGAAGCCGCUUUGUUUGUACCUGUAAAGACAAACUUCUGAGGAUAAUGGACACACAUACAGGAAAAACAAUUUCAGAAGGCAAAUGUCACUUAGGAUCAAAACCAGCUCAGUGCGCAUACUUGAAGAAUGGUCAAAUCUUUACUACUGGAUUCUCAAAGAUGAGUGAAAGACAGUAUGCAUUGUGGGAUGAGAAUGAUUUGAAUGAGCCAAAGACAAUAGAGGAGAUAGACUCAAGCAAUGGUGUUUUGUUUAUCUGUUAUGAUGCUGACACAAGUAUGGUGUAUCUUGAAGGCAAGGGGGACAGUAUAAUCCGUUAUUAUGAGGUUACUGAUGAGGCUCCAUAUGUUCAUUUCCUAACCCUCUACCAGUCCAACUCCCCACAGAGAGGUAUUGGAUUCAUGCCAAAAAGAGGCCUCAAUGUUAAUAAUAAUGAGAUUGCUAGGUUUUACAAGCUACACAACAAUGGUUUCUGUGAGAUUAUUCCAUUUACAGUUCCUAGAAAGUCUGAACUUUUCCAAGACGACCUUUACCCUGACACAGCUUCAGAUGUGCCUGCUAUUUCCGCUGAUGAUUUCUUUGCAGGGAAAAACGCUGAGCCUGUUUUGGUUUCAUUGAAAGAUGGAUCAGCACCAACCAAGAAAGAGCAGUUAAAAGUGGUGAGAAAGUCCAAUAUUCUUGACAAAAUGCCAGCCAAACCUCAACAACAACAGCAACAACAGUCAUCCAACAAUGCUGAAGCGGCAGCAGCCCCAUCUUUACCACCUCAGUCACACAAACAUGAUGGUAUCGACCUGAAGGAACUCCAAGAAGAAAUCACUGAGCUAAAGAACAAGGUGCGCAAACAGGACAAGCGCAUUGGGGAACUGGAGCAGCGCCUUCAAGCCCUGGAGCAGCAGAACACAGAGGAAGAUGAAGGCCAGGAAUGAUAGGCCUAGCUGCUACUGGCUUAUUUCUCUUACAUGUAUAUUAUGAGCAUUAUUAUAGGUCUAAAACACAUUACCAGCUAUAUUUACACAUUCAUAGCAUUAUUUUUUUUAUAUAUGGGAUCCUUUUGUUGAAAGUAUUUUAGUUUUUAUCAAAUUUUGAAUCCCCUCCCCAGGAAAGUUUUGAUAUUUGUGAAGAUGUUUUUGUGCCAUGAACAGUUAUCAAAGGCAGCACACCAUUGUUUGAUUCCUAUCAAGAAGAGUGUGUUUGAUCCCUUCCAAAAUGUGUACUGGGCUACAUCUCCCCAAGUUUGAGAAGCUCUGUCUUAGAUCAGGUGACUGACAGCAAGUAUUUUCUUCAGGUUCAUCAGACAUGUUAGUUCUGCUGCUAUCUCUAUCAUCACCUUAGA